Molecule: messenger RNA, 1464 nt
Organism: Salvia miltiorrhiza (redroot sage)
Lineage: Eukaryota; Viridiplantae; Streptophyta; Magnoliopsida; Lamiales; Lamiaceae
Exons: 5
Coding region: 407-1192 (261 amino acids)
Source: RefSeq, a predicted model, not a curated record
GAUUAGCACCUAAACCCAACCCUUGCAUAUUUCGCUCUCUUAUCUUUAUAAAUUAUAAUAUACAAUAUACAAUUAUAUGAUUUUAGUAUCAAUCAAUGUAUAUAGCAUGAUAUUACGAUGAAUCAACAGAAACAUAAAUUAUAAAAACCCUCAAAUUGCGUGGUGGGCGGGGCGCCCUUAAUAUAUCCGUUGGCCCACCAUCACAUUAAACUGGCGCCAACCAGCAUGCAACCAUUCUUUGCUGCUUGCCUUUAUACCCCGAUAGAAUCCCUCUCCAUUAUUUGUUGUUUAUUCAAACAACCCAAAACUUUAAUUCGCUUUUCCCGAAAUUCUCUGCAUAAUCAAUCGAUUACCGGCAGAGACAAUACUGACGUUACAGGAGGCAGAAGCCACCCCCUUUUCGAUUAUGGCGGAGCUGGAUAAGAGAGGUGGCGAACAGGCUGCGGCGGAGGAGGAGAGGUUGUUGGGGGAGGAAGCUGCCGUGUUGGAUUUCGACACGCUGUGCUCAACCGUGGCGAUGCAGGCGCAGCAGGGGAAAUGGGGAAAGCUAAACGGAGAUAAUGAAGAGGAAUAUAUUGUGUCUAAUUUUCGUGAAUAUGGAGGCGGUGUGCAUAGAAUGUGGGAAGGUGAGCUCUUUUACGACUGCUUCGAUGAUCGGCGCCUCGCUCUGCAAUCGUCCUGUUGCCCCUGCUACAGAUUUGGCAAGAAUAUGAAACGAGCUGGAUUUGGCUCUUGUUUUCUUCAGGGAUCUAUCCACUUGAUUCUUCUCGUCAUUGCCCUCUCCAAUCUGCUAGCAUUCACAAUUACCAGAAAAUGCUACUUUCUAUAUUUGGCCAUAUCUUUUGCCCUCUCAGUUGGAACAUAUAUGGGAUAUUACCGUAUACAGAUAAAGAAGAAGUUCAAUAUAAAAGGUGGUGAUACUUCCUUUGAUGACUUUGUUUACCAUGUUAUUUGUCCGAGCUGCAUGUUAAGUCAGGAGUCGAGGACAUUGGAGAUGAACAACGUCCAGGAUGGGAUCUGGCAUGGGAGAGGGGACACCAUAUGCGUGGGAAGCUUCUCCGAAGACAGUAAAGCAUACUUGGAGUUACAUCCACCUUUUGUUGUGUCAACCAAGUGUCCACAACUCCUCAGCAUGCAACAAACCUCCGACGACACCAUUAUUUUGCCGACUUCUGUGGUGGGGAUUGUGUGAAUUGUUGCCUACACUAACUUGUGGAGAUGAAGGCGUCGUCAGUAAGUUUCUUCAAACUGUGCUGGAAUCUGGGAAUAUGUUGAGCAUAUUUAUGUGAGGUGGCAAAAUUAUUGUUCAAAAACGCCACGGAAAAUAGUUGGGAUUCCAGAAAAUAUUCUGGCAAUAUGGAGCCCGUUGCUGCUUAGGAUGUCGAAAUCGGUGUACAUAUAUCGGACUGCAAUGGUAAAUGUAAGUUAUCAUAAUUCUUUUAAAAGAGAAAUUCAGUGCAAGAA